GGUGUCACAUGUUGUCUAUUCAGAUAUCAUGACAUCCAAACCACUUGAAAUUGGAGUAUAAAUACGUCCAGAUUUAAUAAUCUGGCACCACAACGACACUCUCAUUCUCUCAACAUCACAAUGCAAUUGCAUACAACCAAUACGAAGGUGAUGUCUCAUUCAAAUUUAAAGAUUAUGGUUGUAAUUCCCUUGAAGUUCCACUGCAUUCCUGGGGUGUGUAGACAAUAAUAGAGGUUCUUUUCCAUGGUGAAAAGUUUGGCAACUGCAGAUGUCAUUGGCAAGAUGUGGGCGUUAGUGUGUUCCUCAAACUUAGAUUCAUGGCAAGAGCAAGCGAGUUUUGAAGAUCCAACAUUUUUGGGGGAACCAAAUCAGAUGCACACUUUAGGUUAUCUACCUCUAUAUAAAAAGAGUAUUUGGCAGAACGUGUGGCAUUGGUAUUCCAUAUCUCAUUUUCAGGAGCCAGGAGUAUGUGUAUGUGUAACUUAUGCGCAUCAUAUUUACUCUUCCGACCAUACCUGGCGUAUACAGGGAACGGCUAGGCCUUCGUUGGAGGUUGUGGUUCAUCCUCGAGCAAGCAAAGAACCAGAUUAAGAUCAGGCAGAAAGAUGGAAAUACGAAGUGUUUCACAUGCAAAUGUUUACGGAGAGCACCGAAUUACCCAAUGACCCUCCGAGUCUCCGUUGUGGAUUAUUUAUGGCGGAUAGCAUGUAUAUGGAGAGCGUGGCUUAGCUAGACAGGAUCCGUGAUUAAAGAUGGAUGAUUGAGUACGAAGAGAAGAAUUGAAGGUUGGGAGUGAAAGUAGAAGAUGAGAGAGUGAGAGACCCGAGACGGAGAGCAUCGUAUUAACCAAUGUCUCUCCUCAGGUGGCGAAGAUGAGAAAAGCAUUGAUCGUACUACAAAUGUUAUUUACAAAGAAGUCUUUCGAAAUGUUUAGUCUUUUUAGAUCUCAUUGUAUGCUCAAAUGUUUACAA
Messenger RNA from Cuscuta epithymum, 971 nucleotides. The record is from the annotation of a GenBank genome assembly. NCBI's taxonomy places the organism in Eukaryota, Viridiplantae, Streptophyta, Magnoliopsida, Solanales, Convolvulaceae.